Molecule: messenger RNA, 2115 nt
Organism: Scleropages formosus (Asian bonytongue)
Lineage: Eukaryota; Metazoa; Chordata; Actinopteri; Osteoglossiformes; Osteoglossidae
Gene: gyg1b
Product: glycogenin 1b
Exons: 7
Coding region: 430-1419 (329 amino acids)
Molecular function (GO): glycosyltransferase activity
Source: RefSeq, a predicted model, not a curated record
GUGACGAGUCGGUGGCGCCGCGUCUCUUCUGCAGUCCGCGAAAUUUGGCGCAGUACGGGAGCAAACACGACUGAGACACAUAGUCCUUCGUUACAUAUUGAUCGGAAUAUUAUGUCGUGAACUGUGAUAAGUUCACCCGCUUUUUAAGUACUGUGGCUUAUUUGUUAUUGAUUGAUUGAUUUGUCAGUUGUCGCGUAAUGUGGGCGAGAAGGAGCGGCUCUGUCGCACAGGGGACGCAGACGGCGGGACGCCGCGUGCAAGGAAGGGGGCGUGUUCGCCGCGGGACGCGCGCCGACAUGUGACUCGUGGGUAUUUAAAGUGGUUCCGGGCCCCGUUAUAAAUGCGCCACUUGUGGGCUGCCGCUUUCUUCUCCGUGGCCUCUGGUCGCCGUCGUUUGUUCACCGGGAGGCGCGCGCUUUCACGCACACCAUGGCAGACCAAGCGUUUGUGACGCUGGCCACAAAUGACAGCUACGCAAAAGGAGCGAUGGUGCUGGGAAGAUCCCUGCGGAGCCACAAGACGUCCAGGAAACUUGCGGUGCUCAUCGGUCCCCACGUGUCUGAGCCAUUCAGGGCAGUGCUUGACAAGAUCUUCGAUGAAGUCAGGCUGGUGGACGUGCUGGACAGCGAGGACACGGCCCACCUGACCAUGAUGGAGAGACCCGACCUGGGUGUUACUUUGACCAAGCUCCACUGCUGGACCCUCACACACUACUCAAAAUGUGUCUUCAUGGAUGCAGAUACUAUGGUCUUGACAAAUGUGGACGAGUUGUUUGAUAGAGAGGAGCUGUCGGCGGCGCCCGACCCCGGCUGGCCAGACUGCUUCAACUCUGGUGUGUUUGUGUUCCGGCCCUCCAACGAAACCUACGGCAAGCUCCUUCGGUACUGCUCGGAGCACGGCAGCUUUGAUGGUGGGGACCAGGGUGUCUUGAAUGGCUUCUUCAGUAACUGGGCCACUGCGGACAUAUCGAAACACCUCCCUUUCCUUUACAACCUCAGCAGCAUAGCGAUCUACUCCUAUCUUCCGGCCUUUAAGCAGUAUGGUGCCAAUGCCAAGGUGGUCCACUUUCUGGGGAAGAUGAAGCCGUGGAGCUACACGUAUGACACGCGAGCAAAGCAGGUGAAGGGAGACACCCAGGAGGCGGCCACUCACCCAGGCUACCUGCUCAGAUGGUGGGAGAUCUUCUCCACGGCAGUGGUGCCCAUGCUGGCAGAGCAGCACGGCGACCGCCACUUCCACUCGGGAUGUGUGGUGGGUGAGCUUGAAGUCGGGAUGUCGCAGCUCCAGGCGUCGGACCCGGAGCCACCGGCCCUGUCUUCGGAGGAGCGCAAGCAGAGGUGGGAGCAGGGCCAGGCCGAUUACAUGGGAAUGGACUCUUUUGAGAAUAUCCAGAAGAAGCUGGACACUUUCCUCAAGUAAAUGUGGACGGAGGUGGGGCUCGGGGAGGGGGGAACUGUCGCAUGAAUUCCACGAGUGUAAAGUGGUACACGUGCCCAGUGUCCACUUGCUGCCUCGCCUCGGUUUGACCUUCCCGCACAACUCUUCGCAUCUCGAGUCUAGUUAGUAUCGGCAGUGAAAUUCUACACUAAACGUAGCAGAGCAAUAAACCCAACCCGCUGCAGUCGAUAUCGACACAACUGGUGUUGCGUAGCAUGGACUGGUCACCAGUUCAUAUGGAAGGAGGCACUUUAGGCACUUCCUGCAACCCCAACUCAUUAUGGUCAACCUAAGGCGCUCAAGCCCACUUUGGACGUCUUGGAUUCCGACAACCAGAUUGUUCCGUUGACUUGCCGUCUCAUCCCUGCUGUUGAACCAUUGAGGAUGCGAUUAAAACAGCCCCACACACCACCUGUCACAGGGCUUCCUGGAACACUUCUCCCCCACCAGACAUGCCUAGCAGUCCUCCCUGGUGCUGCAGCUCCUUGGAGGCUCUUGUUGGAUGUGUUUGCCGGUAGAUGUGAACCCAGAGACGUACAGUCAUGGUCAGGUGUGUGUGUGUGUGUGUGUGUGUGUGUGUGUGUGUGAGAGAGAGACUUGCAGUAGUUGGGUUCUUUCACCAUUAGUUUCCUGCAGGAUUAUUAUGUGGAAUUGGCCAAAGCUUUAAGCUACAAAAUA